AUGGCUCCCUCCCACUUCGGCAAACAGCAGCUGUUCAAGCACCUGCAUGGAUUUUACUCCUGGCCAGGAGGGUUUGUGGAGAAUCCCGUGAACUACGACCUCACCAAGAACUACCUGGACCUGGUGGUGACCCACACGUCUGUCAUCCUGUUGCUGUCACGUAUCGAGGACCGCAAAGCCCUGAUUGGGAUGUACAACUCUGCCCAUGAGAUGAUCCAGGGCAGCGGCGACCCCUGCUACGCUCGGCUGGCCCAGAUGGUGCUGGAGUAUGACACCCCACUCAAGGAACUCACAGAGGAGUUCAGGCCUCACACCAAGGCCAUGACCAGUGCACUUCUGUCUCUCCAUUUCCUCUUUGUCCGGAGGAAACAGUCAGCCAAGCAGUGGCGCAGCGACCAGCUCCUGAGCCUGAUCAGCAACUCGGCCACCAUGCUGAGCCCGGCCAGCUCGGAUGUCACGGCCUGCGAGUACCUGUCGCUGGAGGUGAUUGAGCGCUGGAUACUGAGUAAGGGCCCCUCGCUCCUGCCGCCCCAGCCCCUGAGCUCGAACCCGCAGUGCCUGGAGCUCUGGAAGCUGGGCCUGCAGGGCUCGCUCCACAUCAGCCUCAUCCGCGACGACGCCCUGCAGCUCCACAGGGUCACCGAGGAGUUCUUCGGCCGUCUGAAAGGGUAUGGGAAGCGGGUGGCCGAUGUCAAGGAGUGCAAGGAGCACGCUGUGGCGCACAGAUCUCCGCCCUGCCAGGCUCUCUGCGUCUUCGUGGCGCUCUCCUUGUGCCGCGACGAGGUGAACUGGCUGGUGCGUCACGCUGAGCAUGUCACCAAGACCCCUGAGGACUACGCUGGCAGUCACAUCGCCGAGCUGCUGUUCCUCAUGGAGCAGCUGUGUACCCUGGUGCACAGGCAUGGCCCAGUGAUCCAGCGCCACCACGUCCAGUACCUGGCUCGCUUCGACGCCCUGCUGCUCAGUGAUAUCAUCCAGAAUCUAACCGUCUGCCCUGAGGAGGAGUCCAUCAUCAUGUCAUCCUUUGUCAGCACCCUGUCGUCUCUCAACUUGAAACAAGUGGACAAAAAGGAGAAGUUCGACUUCUCAGGGCUUCGCCUGGACUGGUUCCGGCUGCAGGCAGUGGCAGUGCGCAGAGCCACCUGGCCAUCCCUGAGCCUAGGAGCUGCUGUCAGACAUACCAUCGCUUCCAGGACCCACAUGAGGGGCUGGGGUGGUGCUGCUCACAUGGAAUCACAUGCACGCACACACAAACACAGAAUCACACACAUACAAGCAUGGAAGCACAUACACAUGGAAUCAAGCACAUACACACAAACACGGAAUCACACACACCUGGAAUCACACACAUACGCACAAAUACAGAAUCACACACGCAGAAUCACAUGCAAACACCUACAUGGAAAAGCACAUGCACACACAGACAAACAUGGGACCACAUGCACAUGGACUCGCACAUGCAGACAAACACAGAAUCACAUGUAUACAGAAUCACACACAUACACACAAACAUGGAAUCACAUACACACACCUACAUGGAGAGCUGUGUGCGCACACACAGACUCUUCCUGCCCCAGCUGUGCUGAUGUGUCCUUCUACCCCGACAGUUUCUACGUCCGCCCUUUCGAGAAGCUGUUUGCUCUGACCAUGGAGGAGCCGGCCAUGCUGCGCUUCACCAUCGUCUUCCCGCUCGUCUGCAGCCACUUUGCCCACUGCACCCACCCCAUGUGUCCAGAGGAGUAUCCUCACCUGAAGAGCUGCAGCCUGGGUCUAUGCAACAGCUUCCUGGAAGAGAUCGCCAAGCAGGCUGCCAACUGCAUCAUGGACACAUGUGCCGAGCAGCGCAAACUCAGUGAGCAGCUGCUACCCAAACAUUGCGCCUCCACCAUCAGCAAGGCCCAGAACAAGAAGGCCCAGAAGCAGCCCCGCAACAAGGGGGAGCCGAAGCGGGACAAGCCAGGGGCUGAGAGCCAGAGGAAGGACCGGAUUCUGGUGAGCAAUGUGGACAAGCUGCAGCAGGUACUGAGCGAGCUCUCCCUGAGCAUCAACCACGUCCCCAGCUUCACCGUGUUCGAACACACGGUCACACCGGCCGAAUAUCUCAGCAGCCAUGUGGAAACGCAUCUCAAUAGAUCCUUUGUGUGGAUGGCCAGCUACAACCAGGCUACGCAGGAGAUUGCGUGGCCCUCUGAGGUGCUGGCUGGCCUGCACUCCUACCUCGCCUUCAUCCAGUCGCUGAGGCACUUCACAUGCGUGGACUCCAGCUGCAUCAUCCGCAAUGUCCUGCUUCAGCAGACACAACCCCUGGACUCAAGCAGGGAGCAGACCCUCACCACCAUCUACACCAACUGGUACCUGGAGAUGCUGCUGCGCCAGGCCAGCACUGGGGCCAUUGUGCUCCCUCUCUCCUGUGUGUCCUCGCGAUUCACCCCCCACCCCGUCUCUCCCCCAGCUGCUGACAAUGUGCUGAAAAGAAUGACCAUCAUCGGGGGGAUCCUGAGCUUCCGCUCCAUGGCACAGAGUGGGCUUCGUGAGGUCUUCUCCAACCGCUGCCUGUUCCUGAUGGGCCCCAUCGAGUGCCUGAAGGACUUUGUCACCCCAGACACGGAAAUAAAGGUCACCUUGAGCAUCUUUGAGCUGGCCACGGCUGCCGGGAUCCCAUGCGACAUUGACUCAGCCCUGGUGACUGCACUUUCGAACCUGAAGACCGUAUUUGAUUUUGCAAAGCGACACAUUUAG
Molecule: messenger RNA, 2739 nt
Organism: Gopherus flavomarginatus (Mexican gopher tortoise)
Lineage: Eukaryota; Metazoa; Chordata; Testudines; Testudinidae
Product: nck-associated protein 1-like
Exons: 22
Coding region: 1-2739 (912 amino acids)
Biological process (GO): cell morphogenesis; neuron projection morphogenesis; cell migration
Cellular component (GO): SCAR complex
Source: RefSeq, a predicted model, not a curated record